CGGCUUAAAACUGGAACACAAUCGGAGGACUUCUCACUUCUUUUUAAGAUUUCAGAAGACAGACUCUGCAGCAGACCCUCAAUCAUUCACCUAGACUACCGAUACCGUUUGAACAUAUUUAUGCCACCAUGAGACGACACAAUCCAUACCAAACACUAGUAUCGCUGAUCCUAUUGUUCGUUUGGAUCCCAGGCGUGUCAAGCCUGUAUACCGGUGGCACACGAGGAGGUGGCCAUCACAAGAAUCAGGAAGAUGAUCGACCGAACAUGAACGGAGACUAUGUCUUGUCUUCUACGCCCCAUGCCAACAAUACGCAAAAGCUAUUCCCCACUCAUUUCAAGGACUAUCCCGACAUUGCCACAGAAUCGUUUGAUGUCUACAGUCCGAUCAUCUCGCAGCUUUAUUCGCAAGUUUUUUGGAAGGGACUGCCACCCGUGAAAUUACCCCAGCACAUUGCAUCGAAAUACAAGGGACAAGUCAUGGCAGUGAUUGGAUUUGAACUUGAUCAAGUACGCAUCGACAAAGAUGGAAAGGAACGAUCUGUUCCGAUGAAUGCAGUGUACAAUCAUCAUUUUGAAGCCACCAUGAUUGGAGGAGACAAGACGACGCGAUUUGAGUUGGUAUCUCCCAAGGAUUCCAGAAUAGUUGCACAACAACAGCGACGACAACGCAUGGGACAUGGCAUUCCACCACAUCAGCCCUAUUGGUUGGUUGUCGACACUACUACAGAAAGCGACAUGACUUCCACAGGAGGAGAGAAACGAGAACAACAAUCGAUGAUUCCCACACAACAAGCUUUUACAGGAGCCAAUGGAGGCGAAGUGCGCAAGUCGUUUCAUGGAUACCCACCUGGAUUUGCCCAACUCAUUGCCAGUCCCAAAGCCAUUCAAAUUACUCCCAUGCAAAUUGAUACGUGGAAUCGAGAUGCCAUGGAUUUGGACAAUAAUUUCACACGGUUUGUCCCAGGACCAUUGCCACGAAAUUCAUUGGCACCAAAGAACAAGAAUGUCACCUACAGCGGAUUAUUGGAAUGUCCCGUCACGACUCGCAUCCAAAAACAUCUUCCUCCACAAGGAUACCUUCCUCUAGCCAAAGGGAGCUGCGAGAAUCUUGUGAUUACCAGCCCGGACGAUUGUUUCCAGGCCGUGACGAAAAUGGUACGAGAGAGCGACAACCAAACCCAAAUUCAUACAGUCUCGGGCCAAGACGAUCCAAGCAGACCCAAGGGAUGUAGUAUGCGCGUUGUAUCUGUGCCUCCUAUUCCAGACUAUGACGACGAGCAACGAGUGAUUGAAGCAUUCUAUAACAAUGCGUCGGAAACAACCGUCGAAUGCGGAUCUCGCAAUGCAGACCAACUCUACAGUGCCGCUGCCAAUUCGUUGGUAGAGGUAUCCGUCAUGAUUGAUACAGCCAAAGAUCUGGUCACAAUUUCCCUCAAAGGGCCAGCCUAUCGUUGGUUUGGUGUGGGCUUUGGGGCGCGCAAGAUGAAGGAUCAACCCUGGACCAUUGUUGUGGAGGGCGGACAAGGCGGUGCCGUGACGGAACGCAAGUUGGAGGAUCACGCGGGUGGCACACUCAUCACACCUUCCACUAUUACGGUCAAGUCCAGUACGACUUGUCAGGAUGGCACCAAGACUGUCAUUGUGACACGGCCCAUCCAAGGCCAGUACUUUAAUUUUGAUGCCCACGUCAACAACACCGCAACGAUUGACUUUAUCAAUGCUGUUGGAUCAUCAAAACAGUUUGGUUAUCACGAAAACAAGGCUGCAAGCUCCAUGCUCGUAUUGCCAGUGACGACUGCACGAGACGACAACAACAACAUGGGAGGCGUUUGCAUGUGUCAAAAGGAUCCACCGCCGUUUGGAGCUGCCACGGGCGGGUCAUUGGAAUAUCAUCCCGUCAAGGGGCAACCGGGAGAACGGGGAGUUGCAGGGAGCGUCCAAUUGGACAACAAGUGCGAGCCAUAUCCCCACACGGAUUUGUUGGAACAAAAGAAUCCUACUUGUGACAUUCGGACCUAUGUUGGCGGCCAAACCGCGUGCCAUCAUAUGUGGAGUCUACUCGAUGCCGACCAAGACAUUCCUUGGGCAGACCAACCCCUGGAGUAUCGUCUCAAAUUUCGAUUCUGGGUUCAACCCUACGACGCAUCGUAUCACACCAAUGUCCACAUGACGCGCCACGGGAUUGGCAGUCCUGUGGAGUACGAUGUCCCAAAAUGCGAGGACGGAAUCCCUGGUUGUUCCCUGGAAGUAGACCACAAAACCAACCGAGAACGUUGGGUUCACACCAUUCGAGGGACGAUCCAUGUGGAGGGAAGAAUUGUGGCAGCGCACUUUCAUUGCCAUGCUCCCACGUGCAUCAUGAUGGCAAUGUAUCUUUGUGACGACGACAAUGAUGAAAGGCCGUGUGACGAAACCUCUGCAACGCUCUUGUGUGAGGAACAUGCCGUGCGGCAGCAUGGCGAGCCAGGGCAACGUUUCAAUGAGCCCGACUUUAUCUAUCAGCCACCGUGCUUGUUUGGAUCCUCAAAGUACGGGUUGGAACCGCCCAUAGAAAUGACAGGCCGCACGCUGUUUGUCAAAAAGACAGCUGAUGCAACUUAUGGGCAUCAUGGCGAAAUGGCAUGGGCGCAAAUGGCCAUGGCAAAGUAAGAACGAACGAAAAGUCUAGCAUUCGCUGGAAGGUGAUAGAUCAGCAUGACCAACGGUACCACGAUAUCUGGUAGUACCGUCUAACCCAUCCAAGUUCCCAUGUCUUUUACAAAAGAUGGGCCGCGACGAACCUUCGAAGAAAGGGUUGCGGGAGAAGGGAUGGACCGAGUCUAGUAGAGUGGCAGUCAUCCCUGCAGCUGCGGCUAUUCCUUGCAGUCAGUACCGUAUCGAUAGCUGGGAGUUCGAGUGAGUCAGAUUCGAGUGCCUUGGAUGGCACAGGCGUCAUUUGCUGUCCACAUCGGAUUUUUGAGUGCUUUUUCGCAGCAAUGCGAGUACCUAUGUCGGCAUCUGGGUCGCUCCCCGGACAGGUCGUCUUCUCCACGACCAUCACAACCAACCCGCAGUCAAGGGGCUUCGAACUCAUCAGUCCCCUAGCCAGCUCCAGGAACAGUAAAACAGAUAUGAAUGUACGACUUAGAGCAACGAACACAGACUCAAUAGUUGUCCCUUUAUUAGAAGACUGUCAUUCUUUCUCUGCUUGACGCACAUGCAACCUAGUUUGCACCUCGCGGAUUGAUCACCAAACAUCUUGUCCAGGAGAGUACCUGUGGUUUCAACUUUCUUUUCCGCACUUGCAAUUAUUACCUGGCCUUGAAAACAAUUUUCAAGCCUGGUUUGGCUUUCAUGGUGACAAAGUUGGUGAAUGUGUGCUCCACAUCACGCUGGGAUGGAGCAAUCUCCACCCUGACAGCACGCACCAUUUGGGCCACAAUCAUCUUGGCCUCAUAGGUGGCAAACUUGUACCCAAUGCAGUUGUGGCCACCAGCACCAAAUGGCAAAAAUGUGAAGUUUCUAGAAUCCAUGCCACCACUACCUGCAUCACCACCUCCCAACCAUCGUUCCGGCUUGAAGAUUUCUGGUUCCGGCCAAUACUUGGGGUUCCGGUGGAGGAGGAGCACGGGCAGCAUCAAAUUGGUGUCCUUGGGAAUUUUGUAGCCUGCGAUUGUUUCUUCAUAGCAGUUCCGGCGGACCACCAUUCCCACAGGUGGGUACAUGCGCAGCACCUCAUUCAGGAAUGCUGACAAGUACUCCAUGUUUUCUGCUUCUUCCAAGGUUACAUUGCUGUCAUCAUUGUUGGUGUCCUUGAGGUUCUUUAUGACAUCUUGAAAGACUUUAUCUUGUACAUCAGGAUGUUUGGCCAUGGCGUAAAGUGCCCAGUAACACCAUGUUGAUGUAGUCUCAUGCCCAGCCAAUAGAAAAGUCUUCAAUUCAUCCUUCAAUUCUUGGUCUGAGAGAGCAUUUUUGCUGUUGGAAGUUGCCUCUGCAUCUCUUGCCUGCAACAACAGUCGGAGAAGCGACUUUGACGACGAUAUGUUGGGCAAUGAUGAUGAUGAUGCAGACAAUACCCCAUCUUCUGCCUCUUGCUGGUUCAUGUUCUUGGCAUUCUGGAUGAUCCCCUCAACAGUUGAACUAAUGGCUGAUAUGAGGUUGACAGUCUUUGGAUUAAUGUAUGGAUCCAGAGAAUAAGUGCCAGUCAUGAAAAGGACUAAACGCAAGAGACUUGGCUGGAAAAACCCCAUGAAUGAUUUUAUGAGAGGAUCAGUCAACUCAGGUGACUGAAGACUCUUAGCAUCGUUCUUGUCCCCAGCUUGCUUGGCUUCUUGGACUGCCGUGGACCAAGCUUCUAUAUCCUUGAGGCCACUGGUAUCAUAGGAGAAUCCUGCAUCUCCAAUGAUAUCCAAAGUUAGGGCAGAAAGAUGAGAUGCCAGGUCAAUUUCUUGUCCCUCGCCAGCAUCCAACCAGCAGCGAAUGAAUGUUUGAACCUUGGGUGGAACGCUGAUGUUCAAUGUCUCCUUGAGAAAUGAUACAGAAAAUGCCGGUUGGAUGAUUCGGCGAUGCCUGGCCCAUUCCUCUCCCUCCAGAGUGACCAGGCCAUAACCUAUCACACUGGGAAAGAGGGUGAAUGGUUUCUUGAAUCUACAAUCGUUCUUGGAUGCUGGUGCUGUCAGUAUUUCCUUUAAAAAAGAUGGAGCCAUCAAUUUUAGAAUAGGAUAACGCCAUGAACAAAAAAGAAAAAUCAGCAGAUGGGCCGACUAACCUUCAAGAUUUCCUUGUCCAAAAUCAGCAAGUAGUUCUGGCCUAUGAUCUGAGAGUAGCGGACAAUGCGGGCUUCAGGGCCCACUUCUUCCCACCACUGCUUGUGUGGGACCAUGAAAGGUUCUCAUCUGAUAGCCGGGGUUUGUCCCAACCAGAAGCCACACUUGGGACCCGGAAUAUGCUGUAUGGAGCGCCAUUUCAGAAACCGAGGGAUCAUUCGCAGUAGCCUAAACAGGGCAAAACAUAGUGCAAGAGCUCCCAACCAAAGCCAUACCAUGGUGAUGAUAUGUUGUUGUCAAAUAUUGAACGAA
Molecule: messenger RNA, 5059 nt
Organism: Seminavis robusta
Lineage: Eukaryota; Bacillariophyta; Bacillariophyceae; Naviculales; Naviculaceae
Source: the annotation of a GenBank genome assembly